AUCAAAAGGAGACGGUAGGAACAAGAGGGGGAAAUAUAGGGGGAGCGGGAGAUCGCGAAUCCUGCCCAGUUACAUGAGCUCGGCCGCCGGAACAGCUGCUUUUCUCAGCUUAGGUAUUUCUGCCCAGGAAGAGCGGCCCAUUCCGAGGCUGGCUCCAGCAAUGGCCUUUGCAAAUCUACGGAAAGUGCUCAUCAGUGAUAGCCUGGACCCUUGCUGCCGGAAGAUCCUGCAAGAUGGAGGGCUGCAGGUGGUGGAGAAGCAGAACCUGACCAAAGAGGAGCUGAUAGUCGAGCUGCAGGACUGCGAAGGCCUUAUUGUCCGCUCAGCCACCAAGGUGACUGCGGAUGUCAUCAACGCAGCAGAGAAGCUCCAGGUGGUGGGCAGGGCUGGCACAGGCGUGGACAACGUGGACCUGGAGGCCGCAACGAGGAAGGGCGUGCUGGUCAUGAACACCCCCAAUGGGAACAGCCUCAGUGCUGCGGAGCUCACCUGUGGGAUGAUCAUUUGUCUGGCCAGGCAGAUUCCCCAGGCAACAGCAUCGAUGAAGGGGGGCCGAUGGGAUCGGAAGAAGUUCAUGGGAACAGAGCUGAGUGGAAAGACCCUGGGAAUUCUUGGCCUGGGCAGAAUCGGGAGAGAGGUGGCCACCCGGAUGCAGUCUUUUGGGAUGAAGACUGUAGGGUAUGACCCCAUCAUUUCGCCAGAGGUCUCGGCCUCCUUCGGUGUUCAGCAGCUGCCCCUGGAGGAGAUCUGGCCUCUCUGUGACUUCAUCACUGUGCACACCCCUCUCCUGCCCUCCACCACAGGCUUGUUGAACGACAGCACCUUCGCCCAGUGCAAGAAGGGGGUGCGCGUGGUAAACUGUGCCCGGGGAGGGAUUGUGGACGAAGGCCCGCCACAGGACCGAGCCUUGGUGGACCAUGAGAAUGUCAUCAGUUGCCCCCACCUGGGUGCUAGCACCAAGGAGGCCCAGAGCCGCUGCGGGGAAGAAAUCGCGGUCCAGUUCGUGGACAUGGUGAAGGGGAAAUCUCUAGCGGGGGUUGUAAACGCCCAGGCCCUUACCAGCGCCUUCUCUCCGCACACCAAGCCUUGGAUUGGUCUGGCAGAAGCUCUGGGAAUACUGAUGCGAGCCUGGGCCGGGUCCCCCAAAGGGACCAUCCAGGUGGUAACACAGGGAACAUCCCUGAAGAAUGCCGGGAACUGCCUGAGCCCUGCAGUCAGCGUCGGCCUCCUGAAAGACGCUUCCAAUCAGGCAGAUGUGAACUUGGUGAACGCCAAGCUGCUGAUGAAAGAGGCUGGCCUCGAUGUAACCAUCUCCCACAACCCUGCCGUGCCAGGGGAGCAGGCCUGCGGGGAAGGCCUCCUGACCGUGGCCUUGGCAGGGGCCCCCUACCAGGCCGUAGGCUUGGUCCAGGGCACCACACCGGUGCUGCUGGCACUCAAUGGAGCUGUCUUCAGACCGGAAGUGCCUCUUCGCAAGGGGCUGCCCCUGCUCCUGUUCCGGGCUCAGCCCUCGAACCCUGCGAUGCUGCCGACCAUGAUUGGGCUCCUGGCAGAGGCAGGCGUGCAGCUGCUGUCCUACCAGACCUCGGCGGUGUCGGACGGGGAGGCCUGGCACGUCAUGAGCGUCUCCUCCCUGCUGCCCAGCCUGGAGGCCUGGAAGCAGCACGUGACCGAGGCUUUUCAGUUCCAUUUCUAACCUCAGGGCCCACCAGGCCCAGCCUCUGGGGCUUUUGUGAAGAAACCUGCCCACUGUGAUCAACAGAGAGAUCGUAUUCCUGGGGUUGACACUGCUUAUGCUGCAGACCUUGUCUGACCCCUGCAGUAAAGCAAUAAACCACCUAAUAAAGAGCCCGCCCCAAA
Molecule: messenger RNA, 1860 nt
Organism: Hipposideros armiger (great roundleaf bat)
Lineage: Eukaryota; Metazoa; Chordata; Mammalia; Chiroptera; Hipposideridae
Gene: PHGDH
Product: phosphoglycerate dehydrogenase
Exons: 13
Coding region: 74-1696 (540 amino acids)
Molecular function (GO): phosphoglycerate dehydrogenase activity; NAD binding
Source: RefSeq, a predicted model, not a curated record